This is a messenger RNA of Myotis daubentonii (Daubenton's bat), 1534 nucleotides long. It is a transcript of the gene EDAR, whose product is annotated as ectodysplasin A receptor. The transcript has 11 exons. Gene Ontology annotation, molecular function: signaling receptor activity. The record is from RefSeq and is a predicted model, not a curated record. Gene Ontology annotation, biological process: positive regulation of JNK cascade; positive regulation of canonical NF-kappaB signal transduction. Lineage: Eukaryota; Metazoa; Chordata; Mammalia; Chiroptera; Vespertilionidae. The coding region runs from base 1 to 1344 and encodes 447 amino acids. Gene Ontology annotation, cellular component: plasma membrane.
AUGGCCCACGUGGGAGACUACAGACCGAUGCCCUGGCUCCCUAUCCUGGUGGUGUCUCUGAUGUGCUCAGCCAGAGCAGAAUACAACAACUGCGGUGAGAAUGAGUACUACAACCAGACCACAGGGUUGUGCCAUGAGUGUCCCCAGUGUGGGCCGGGGGAAGAGCCAUACCUGUCCUGUGGCUACGGCACCAAAGAUGAGGAUUAUGGCUGCAUCCCCUGCCCAGCAGAGAAGUUUUCCAAAGGAGGCUACCAGAUAUGCAGGCGCCACAAAGACUGCGAGGGCUUCUUCCGGGCCACCGUGCUGAUGCCGGGAGACAUGGAGAAUGAUGCUGAGUGUGGGCCUUGUCUCCCUGGCUACUACAUAUUGGAAAACAGACCCAGGAACAUCUACGGCAUGGUCUGCUAUUCCUGCCUCCUGGCGCCCCCCAACACCAAGGAAUGUGCGGGAGCCACCGCGGGGGUUUCUGCCCACUUCCCCAGCACCGUGGGCAGCAGCACCCUCUCUCCUUUCCAUCGCGCCCAUAAAGAGCUCUCAGGCCAAGGACACCUGGCUGCGGCUCUGAUCAUUGCCAUGUCCACCAUCUUUAUCAUGGCCAUCGCCAUUGUCCUCAUCAUUAUGUUCUACAUCAUGAAGACGAAGCCUUCUUCCCCAGCCUGCUGCACCAGCCACUCAGUGAAGAGUGUGGAAGCCCAAGUGAGCCAGGAAGGAGAGAAGAAAGAGGCCCAAGACAGUGUGGUGAUUUUCUCUGAAAAGGAUGAAUUUGAGAAACUGACAGCAGCUCCAGCAAAGACUGCCAAGAGUGAGAACGAUGCCUCGUCUGAGAACGAGCAGCUGCUGAGUCGGAGCAUGGACAGUGAUGAGGAGCCCGCCACCGACAAGCAGGGCUCCCCGGAGCUGUGCCUGCUGUCGCUGGUCCACCUGGCCAGGGAGAAGGCGGCCACCACCCCCAAGUCAGCCGGGAUUCAAAGUCGAAGGAAAAAGAUACUGGAUGUGUAUGCCAACGUGUGUGGAGUUGUCGAAGGCCUCAGCCCUACGGAGCUGCCAUUUGAUUGCCUUGAGAAGACCAGCCGAAUGCUCAGCUCCACAUACAACUCUGAGAAGGCUGUUGUGAAAACGUGGCGCCACCUGGCAGAGAGCUUUGGACUAAAGAGGGACGAGAUUGGGGGCAUGACAGAUGGCAUGCAGCUCUUUGAUCGCAUCAGCACCGCAGGUUACAGCAUCCCAGAGCUGCUCACAAAAUUGGUGCAGAUAGAGCGGCUGGAUGCUGUAGAGUCCUUGUGUGCAGACAUACUGGAGUGGGCCGGCGUACCACCUGCCUCCCAGCUGCCCACUACAUCCUGAAGAGCAUGCCUGUGGAACAUUCUUCUUGGGAUGCACCAAGGAUCUAAUGAGAGCUCAGGAUCUAAUGACUCUAGGGCUGUGGGUGAUGCCAAUAGAUGGCCAAGAGUCAAGGGUAUGUUACCAGAGUAUGCCUUAGGCCAGGGGUCCUCAAACUUUUUAAACAGGGGGCCAGUUCACUGUCCCUCAGACG